AGUAACGUGGGUGUGAUGUCACUGGGGAGCGCCGAACUCUAGUUUCCAAAGUUUUUAUGUGGAGCUAUGGAGAGCUGAUGGACAAAAGCGAGUGUCUGUGUAAUUAGCCGCGUAGAUAACAGAUGGAUGACAUCAACGUACUACACCACAGAUGCCUCCUGAAUUUGAGGCGUCGAAUCCAAGACAUUAGGGAUGGACGCCCGGCGCAGGAACGAUACAUGAGGUUGCUGAAGGACGGAGACACGCUCAGUUACCAAGGGAACUCUGAAGAAGUGGGUUGCUAUGUGGCUGGCCAUCCUUUAUCAAAGGGAAACUGCUACUUUGAGGUGACAAUAGUGGACACAGGGGUGAGGGGGACCAUUGCUGUGGGCCUGGUGCCUAAAUUCUACAGGCUGGACCACCAGCCUGGCUGGCUGCCAUACUCUGUAGCUUACCACGCUGACAACGGCAAGUUAUAUAAUGGUAACCCUGUGGGGCAACAAUUUGGGCCAAAAUGUGCUCGCGGUGACCGCAUUGGCUGUGGAAUACACUCAGAAAAUAUCGAAGCAGGUUUUACAACAGUCUUUUUCACCAAAAAUGGCAAAGAGGUAGGUUCAGUGGAGGUUCCUGUGUCUGCGGAGGGGCUGUUCCCCGCCGUAGGAAUGCACUCCAUGGGGGAGGAAGUGAAGGUUGACCUGCAGGCUGAGUGGUUCCUGGAAGAGGAUGAUAGUAUGAUGAUGGUGGACAGCCAUGAAGAUGACUGGGGACGGCUUUAUGACGUCAGGGUGUGCGGCACGCUCUUGGAGUAUGUUGGCGAAGGAAAGAGCAUCAUGGACGUGGGUUUGGCCCAGGCCCGCCAGCCACUCACCACCCGCUGCCACUACUAUGAAGUGGAGAUCGUAGAUGCUGGAGAGAAGUGCUAUAUCGCUCUGGGCCUGGCAAGAAGGGACUACCCCAGGAACAGACACCCGGGAUGGAGCCGAGGUUCAGUGGCCUACCACGCAGAUGACGGGAAGAUCUUCCACGGCAGCGGGGUCGGGGACGCUUUCGGUCCUCGUUGCUUCAAAGGUGACAUCAUGGGCUGCGGCAUCAUGUUUCCACGAGACUACAUCCUGGACGGAGAAGGUGAUAUGGACGACUGGGAUCGGCGGCUGGAGGUCCGUCCGGGUCAGGCAGGCGUCCAGAACUUAUUUUACCUCAACGACGAAGAGGAGGAAGAGGAAGAUGGGGAAGAGGUAGAGCGGGGAGAGGAAGGCAGGAAGGUCACGGUGUUCUUCACGAGGAACGGGAAGCUAAUGGGCCGCAGGGAGAUGGCGGUACCUCCCGGGGGUCUCUACCCCACCGUGGGGAUGCUGAGCAGCGGGGAGAAGGUCAAAGUGGAUUUGCAUCCCCUCAGCGGAUGAGCCGAGAGUACCCCGGACCCCGGACUCGUUACGCCCCCUGCGAACAGCUGGCUGCACUGUAGAGCUCACCCACGGUAGCCUAGCAUGCUGCUAACAGCCCCACUUGCCAGAAAACACAGCAGCUGCGGUUCUGUAAUGCACGUCGCCUCGUCAUCUUCCUCAACACUGCCCCGGCUUUUAUUUAUAAGACUCGUACAUUUCACCGUCAUCACAGCAACACGACCGGGAUCGUCCUCCUGGUUGCACGGUAGCAGAGAGGAGGUUACAGCGUGCAAGGUGCGGGCGUAGAAGGCUGAACCUAGAAGCUAAAAAAAAACUCCUCGGAGAUAUUUAACUGUUAAUUCUAUGCAAUCUGUACUGCUAUCAUCCAACCUCUUUUUUUUUUUUUUUUUUUUUUUUUUCUCAGCUGUGUAACGCAUGCAGUGUGUCUCUGAAACACUGAGCUGUUAAAUCCCUCUCAUGAGGUCUGGCACACUUAGUUUAUUUCAUUUGUCACGACCCCAAGCAAAGCAGAGCGAGGCCAACAGUUGUGCCGAGUCAGAGCUCGUUGGCAGUUUAUGUUUCAGGGAACUGACCCUCUCUCUCUCUCUCUCUUUCUCUCUCUCUUUCUCUCUUUCCCUCUGUCUCUCUUUCUCGACCUCCCUCUCCCUGUCCUCUCUCUGGGAGAGGCUGCCCUCCUGUGAGCGAUCAGGGACUUGCUGUUGCCCCACCUCACACUGCUCUCCUGGAGCUGCCUGGAAGCGAACAGUGGAUUUGUUUCGACAUUUUCAGAAAUGCAUCCAUGAUUACUGUUAGAGGGUUGUUACAGGUUUGGUAAUCGCAACCAAACAGAAGAUGUUGUUUCCUGGAAAAGUGGAUGAAUAGAUCAGCAAGUUUUCUAGUUUUUUCGUGUCGGAGCCAGAUUACAAAUGAGAACUUGUCAGGUAUAUUUUCUACAAGGGGAAUCUGGUGAAUACACGUUUAAAUUUCUAUUCUACGUCAAAAAAAAAAAAAAAAGUUCAGGGAAUGUAUUUUGUUUUUGUACUCAGCACUUUGAGAACACGAGGGAGGCUGGGGGUAGACGUGUAGGGAAGACAUGCUUACAGUGGGUGGACAAAAUAACAGAAACACCUCCCGAUAUAAUGCAGUCCGAUGCAACACCAGCCAUAAAAAUAUAUAUAUA
Molecule: messenger RNA, 2544 nt
Organism: Thunnus maccoyii (southern bluefin tuna)
Lineage: Eukaryota; Metazoa; Chordata; Actinopteri; Scombriformes; Scombridae
Gene: spryd3
Product: SPRY domain containing 3
Exons: 11
Coding region: 123-1382 (419 amino acids)
Molecular function (GO): protein binding
Source: RefSeq, a predicted model, not a curated record